Messenger RNA from Dioszegia hungarica, 1155 nucleotides. RefSeq names its product putative cytoplasm protein. Bases 1 to 1155 code for a protein of 384 amino acids. Gene Ontology annotation, biological process: post-translational protein targeting to endoplasmic reticulum membrane. Gene Ontology annotation, cellular component: membrane; TRC complex. The record is from RefSeq and is a predicted model, not a curated record. Gene Ontology annotation, molecular function: molecular adaptor activity; protein binding. Lineage: Eukaryota; Fungi; Basidiomycota; Tremellomycetes; Tremellales; Bulleribasidiaceae. The transcript is spliced from 5 exons.
AUGGCAGACGUCAAGAAGAGACAGCUCGCUUUCAACAUUAUUGAGUUCCUGAGGGAGUCGUGCCAGAAUGGGACUGUCAAGGAGGAUGACAAGGAGAGUCUGGAGGUAGCCAUCUCAUGUAUCGGCGAAUCGUUCGGUGUGGACCCGGACUCUGCAGCCGACAAGUCGCAGUACACCCUGGCUCCCGCCAACCUCUUGACUCUGCUCGACGUCUACCUCAAGACAAAGGCCAAGUCUGCUCCCGCUCCCGCCGCCACCCCCGCCGCUGCCCCUGCCCCCGCUGCGCCCUCAUUUUCCGGCCCCUCCGCUGCGGACAAGGCCAAAGCCGAGGCGCUCAAGACGACAGGCAACCAGCAAAUGUCUCAAAAGCUGUACGACUCUGCGAUCGAGUCGUACACCUCGGCCAUCGCGCUCGUUCCCAACCCAGUCUACUACUCGAACCGCGCCGCCGCAUGGGGCGCGAUGGGGGAGCACGGGAAGGCUGCGGACGAUGCCCAUGCGGCUAUCGAGCUCGACCCGAUGUUUAUUAAGGGAUACUCGAGGCUCGGACACGCGCGGUUCUCGCUCGGCGAGUGGGACGGGGCGGUACAGGCGUACGAGGACGGAUUGGAGAUCGAUCCCGGAAACGCGACGAUGAAGGCGAGUCUGGCAACUGCGCGGGCGAAGGCAAAGGAGGAGGAGGGAGCGUCAGCAGCUACGACGAGUCGGGGAGCGGGGGCUGGUGGAGCUGGGGGCGGAGGUGGGAUGCCGGAUCUGAGCGCCCUGGCAGGGCUUAUGGGCGGUGGUGGUGGAGGAGUUGGAGCUGGACGAGGCGGAGGUGGGGGCAUGCCAGACUUGAGCGCGCUGGCGGGUCUGAUGGGCGGCGCUGGGGGCGGAGGCGGGGGAGGCAUGCCGGACCUGGCGAGCCUGAUGAACAACCCUCAGAUGAUGCAGAUGGCACAGCAGAUGAUGGCAGGCGGAGGCCUCGACAGGCUCAUGCAGAACCCGAAUGUCAGGCGGAUGGCGGAGCAGUACCAGUCCGGAGGGGGCAUGCCGGAUAUGAGCGCACUGGCGAAUGACCCGGAGAUGCGGAACCUUGCUCAGUCGUUCAUGGGGGGACAGGGUGGACAGGGUGGACAGGGUGGACAGGGCGGAGCUGGCGGGUCUGGGCAAUAA